UACAAACAAUAGCUGCACUCUUCCUGCCCAUGUGAAUCUCCACCAGAUACCCGGGCUAAUACCAGAGCAUUAUUGUCAGUUGAACCAGUACAAUCUCCUCCUCCACCAACAGAAGAACACAUAACUCAAUAUUCUUGCAUUACAGAUUCUGGUCUGGAGUAUUUCAAGUUGACAAGUGACCACUGUCUCUCCAUUAUGUAUUUUGCAGUCUUUGUGAUUAUGCUGGUGCUUGGCUGUUCACUGGGCACAACGCUUGUCCUCCAUCCCCCUGAAAAGGAUCAAGCUGCAGCUGCUGUUGCACCUGGAUUGGAUAACUUCAAAUCUGAUAGGUGUCAUGGAGAGUCAUUACGAGCCAUAAGAAAGGCUCUUCUCAGGAAACUAAACCUGGAACAAGAGCCCCAGAUAGGGGCUGGCAGACUCACUGCCAUCAGAAAGCAAUGGAAAACUGCCUUCAAUGCCAUCUCUCACAACACCCUGGUCAAAGCAGCCCCACGCCAGGCUGAGGUUCCUGGACCUGAGACUAGUGCUGGUCUGCAAUGUUGUCAGCUUGUCGAACAAAUCUCCCUGAAAGGUGCAUAUUUUGCUGUAUCUCCAUUAGAUCUCGGCUGGGAGAACUGGGUAAUUUACCCUGAGAGCUUUACUUAUGUACACUGCUCUCUCUGCAACUCCCAAAUGGGUUCCUUGCGCUGCACAUCCCAGACUUCAACUGGACAGGUUACCCCAUUCAAGAAAUCUUGCUGCAAGGCCACAUCUCAGGGACAUGUCCCCUUCCUUUACAUGGAUGAGUACAACGCCCUUACCAUCUCCCCAGUGCAGCUCAUCCGUACCUGCGGCUGUAGCCCAGACAAUCCCCAGCUGUCGAUUCAGGACUGAGCAUCGAUCAGCCCCCCCGCCUCCAAAUCACUGGUCUUGCAUUUUCUAUUUUUGAAUAUGGUUGCAACAUUCCAGUAAAUAUCCCAUAUUUCUCAGAUUUCCAGAAUUUAAAUUUAGAAGAUUCAAAGAAUCCAGAGAGAAAUAAACAAUGUAUAAUUUUAAGUACAUUCAUCAUUGCAGCAUUUUAGAAUCUUUAGACUUUGCUCACAUGUCCUGCUGUAUGCUCUCUUUUCCAAAAACUGUGAUUCUUUUUCUGGAAUACAGAAAAGAUUAAGCUGUCAGUCUUGGAUAAAUAAACAUUGGCAGAAGUGCUUGAUGAAAUUUCAUAUGUGCUUUGAGGCUAUUUUUGACAGUGAUAUUUCACAACCCUGAAGCAUUAGACUGGCAAAGGAUUAAAGCAUUCUGCCUGUUCCCCACAAAAAUGUAAACAUUGUCCUAGCUUCAAAAGCUCACUUGGCGUGUGGACGUCAUCUGCGGCUAUGCAAUAACAUCAGAGCUCUCAUCUAAAUUGUUUCCAAGGGACCCGAUUAUGCAUUGAACCAGUUCUCUAAAAUGGUAUAACAAUAAAAGCAAAAUCCAGUGUAUUCUUGACUGUAAAUAAUCAAAUAUUCUAAUCCAAAAGUGUAUAUCUUAUUUUUCCAUCCCUUUAUUAUGCUUUGUCUGUGUAUUUUCAAGUUCAACUUGCCCUUUGAUUUGCUACUUUUUUUCAUAGGCAUUCUGUGCUGGCCUCCUGAACAAGCUCCAAAGUUCACAAUGAAUUGAUAGGAGUUUUUGGGCAUAGAGACAGCAUGGGCAUAGAGACAGCAGGGAUGCUGAUGUCUCCAAAUACAUUUAAUUUGACAUAUUUAGUUCCCAUGUGCCAUUUUUGACCCUACUGUGUAUAGGUUUUUCUGAUGUUGGCAUUUAUGUUAAGUUUUGAAAAAUCAUGUGUUGCCUCUUUCCUGUUUUUUUCUUUUUACUAUGUUCAGCAGAACUUGGUGGUAUCAGCCAUUACGUUAAAUGCAUUACGAGGAUGCGGUCGUUUGGGCUAUUUUUGCAGAGGUAGACAGAAAUCACGUAUGUCUGUAAAUAUAAAACAGUUUGUGGAGGUUUGUGGUAUAGAUUAAUCGAUUAGACACAUAGCUGAAUUCGUCUUGAGUCGUCAGUGGUGGUUGUGUCAUCAUAUAAACAACGGCAUAAACAAAUAUUUGUAGCUACAAACUCAAAUGUAGCCUGGAUAGAAUCAGUAGAGUAGAGAUAUGUUUAGUUUAGACGCCCACACGACAUGCUAUUAACCCAAAGGUACGCUAGGAGUAGCUGGUCAAAUGGAGUAUCGCCUCCAAAUCCCCUCCAUAUCACCUGCACUUACUAAUAAAUCCCUUAAAAAAGUUAGAUUUUGCUCUAGGAUGUCCAUAAGUUCUUCUACAUGGGUAAAGGUAUACAUGCUACACUUUUGGAAAAUUUGGUUCAAACUGUUUUAUUUUUUCAAAAAGUAAAAUAAAAUCAUGAUAGGUAUACACCUUUUCUUUUGCAUAUAAUACUGCUAACUGGAAUGUAAAGAAAAUAUAACAUUAACACAUCUUUUUGUAUGUUUAUCUGAAAUUCCCACUUUUUCAUAGUAUGCUUUCUUUAUACUGUUUAUCACCAUGGAAUGUAAUGCACCUUACAUUAAGUCACAACUUUCACUAACAAGUUUAAUUUUUAAAUAUGGGUGAAAGUAUAAAUGAUCACACAGUUAAAUCAUUUGUAUCAAUUAUACUCUCUCAUAUGACUAAAUCCUCUAUUAAAGGCCAUUCAUAUAA
Molecule: messenger RNA, 2654 nt
Organism: Esox lucius (northern pike)
Lineage: Eukaryota; Metazoa; Chordata; Actinopteri; Esociformes; Esocidae
Gene: gsdf
Product: gonadal somatic cell derived factor
Exons: 5
Coding region: 196-873 (225 amino acids)
Biological process (GO): BMP signaling pathway; SMAD protein signal transduction
Cellular component (GO): extracellular region
Molecular function (GO): growth factor activity; cytokine activity
Source: RefSeq, a predicted model, not a curated record